This is a messenger RNA of Melanotaenia boesemani (Boeseman's rainbowfish), 2579 nucleotides long. It is a transcript of the gene slc52a3-1, whose product is annotated as solute carrier family 52 member 3. Gene Ontology annotation, biological process: riboflavin transport. The record is from RefSeq and is a predicted model, not a curated record. The transcript has 4 exons. Gene Ontology annotation, molecular function: riboflavin transmembrane transporter activity. NCBI's taxonomy places the organism in Eukaryota, Metazoa, Chordata, Actinopteri, Atheriniformes, Melanotaeniidae. Gene Ontology annotation, cellular component: plasma membrane. The coding region runs from base 881 to 2224 and encodes 447 amino acids.
GUAGCUUCCCUCUGAGGCCAACAGAGGGCAGUGCAGGUUAAGCACCCACUCAACUGAAUCAGCACACUAUGAAAGCUGCGACCACAGAGGAAGUGAAAUCUCACAUCUACAUAUUCAAAGUGACAGGAACAGGCUGGUAAGUUGCAAUUCUCAAACUACAUCUUGAUAAUCACUUAUAAACUUUAUUUAUCCUGCAGUUAUAUAUAUUUCCAGCAAUUUUACUAAACUCUGAUAAGUCUUAGGCAGGUUUUGCCUUAGAUUUUGUAUUUGGGGUGGGGAUUUUUAAGUGAACUUGCUAAAUAUUGACAUGUGAUAUAAUUAUGUCUCAGAAAAGUCUAAGUAAACUAAAUUUAAUGUCACAUCUUUUAUAUCAGCAUGUUGCAACUUAGACAAAAGGGAAUACACAUGAAGUAAGUCCCCAAUGAAGAAUUGCAUCUAUAAAGGUGAGGCUUUAGUCUUAAUAAAUGAACACACCCCCCUACAGAGAAUAUGAAGUGGUUUUCUGAAGGCUAAAAUUAGGUUAGUCAGAAGAAAGUGAACUGUCUGAUGCAAGUGAGGAAAAAUGUGAAGACCACCGCAAAUUGCUUUAAAGUUAGACUUUAAGUAAAAUAAGGUUGAAGUGAACAGAGGUGAGCAUGUUUAGACGCUGCCCACAGUUAUGAAGUGCAGCCGAUCACUGGACUCUGACCUGCUCAGCAGUGGCCUUGUGAAUCUAAUCGUGUUUUUGUAACAGGAGCCAAAGAAGCUCUGUUGCUAAUGUGUAUGUACGAUGACAGGAAAUCCUGCUCGGCGCCUUCAGGAAUUGAAGAAACUUGUAUGACACACAGCAGAGAUUUCACUAUCCUUUCCGGCUGACCUGCUCCGGCUGACCUGCUGCAGUAUGGCUCUGCUCGUGCACGUGCUGGCCUGCGCCUUUGGCCUCGGCUCUUGGGUGGCAGUUAACGGUCUCUGGGUGGAACUUCCACUCAUCGUCAACACCCUCCCCGAAAGCUGGGAGUUGCCUUCCUACCUGACAGUCAUCAUCCAGCUGGCCAACUUGGGACCUCUGAUGGUCACCCUCAUGCACAAACUGUGUCCAGGUCGUCUCAACGAGCGUGUUGUAAUUUACUCCAUCCUCUCCAUCGGCGUCCUGUCCUGCAUCCUCCUCGCCUUCUUCUGGGACAAGACUACCAUUGUGGCCGGGGCGCCCCAUAGUACGGCCUUCUUCAUCAUCACUUUCUUCCUCUCCCUGGUGGACUGCACAUCUUCAGUUACGUUCCUCCCUUUUAUGAUGCAACUUCCAGCAAAAUACAUCACAACCUUUUUCAUUGGAGAGGGGCUCAGUGGUUUCAUCCCCGGUGUAGUUGCUUUGGGACAAGGUGUCGGCAUCGCCAAAUGUGUCAACUCUUCUCAGCCUGCAGGAAACCACACCAGCAUGGACACGUGGUUCUUACAAACGGAGUAUCUUCCUCCAAACUUCUCCACAAAGGUGUUUUUUUUCUUCCUAGCAGCCAUGAUGUGCAUAAGCCUGGCUGCUUUUGUUGCCCUGAACAGACUUCCUCGGACGUUCGAGCUGUCCACAGAAAACCUAAUGACGGAUGCCACAGCAUCAGCCAGCUCUGGGUUAGACAACCCAGGAGUAGAGACUGAUGGAGGAGGUCAGAAAAGCCAGGAGGAAGAGGCAGCUAAGAGCGGCCAUCUGCUGGCUGGCCCAAAGCACUCCAUGUACCAGCUGAUCUUCAUCUACUUUUUGGUGGUGUGGAUUAAUGCUGCAACAAACGGCUUGCUGCCCUCUGUGCAGACAUACUCCUGCAUGCCUUACGGGAACCUUGCCUAUCACCUUUCUGCAACUCUGGCCUCUGUGGCCAACCCAGUGGCCUGCACAAUUGCAAUGUUCUUCCAAAACAGGUCCCUGAUCUUUCUCGGUGUGCUGACUGUAUUGGGGAUGGGCUUUGGCAGCUACAACAUGGCUAUGGCAGCUAUGAGCCCGUGUCCUUUGCUUCAUGGGUCUGCAGCUGGAGAGGCGAUUAUAGUGCUCUCAUGGCUCUUGUUUACUGGAAUGCUGUCAUACGUCAAAGUAAUGGUAGGUGUUAUUCUCAGAGACCGAAGCCACAGCGCUCUGGUCUGGUGUGGAGCCGCCGGGCAGAUGGGCUCACUGGUUGGAUCGCUUACCAUGUUCCCACUGGUUAACAUCUACAAGCUGUUUAAGUCAGGAGACUUCUGCAACACCCAGUGUCCAUCAUGAUAGCCGGUAUGAGAACUGCAUCACUGAAGAGGAGCUGAAGAAACAAGUUUUUACUUUUUGGGUUGUAAGCUUAUUUUAUUUUGUGAAAUUGAUAUCACCAUAAAGUCUGUCUUCAAAAAACUAAUCUGAGGGUAGCAUAAAGAUCAGAUAUAAAAAUAAACAGGCAGUCUGGCUCUGUCCAAAGUACAUUUGUCAAUAACUAACAUCUUUUAUUUAACUUGAGUUUGUGUUCAACUUUAAAAGGCACAGCAAUGUUUCCCCUGCAUUGACUCAGCUGUGGCGAGCAGUUACACCGAUAUUGUUAGCACCCCGCCUUCAAAAUUCUAAGGAUUAAAUAAUUUCACAUGGACAAUGU